GCACCAUGGCCCAGGUAUUGACAAAGCCUAUUCCCCUGGUGUCAAUGGGAAAUCCAGUGUUUUUCCACACAGCUGCCAUUUUAGAAGCUGCUAGGAAAGGAACACGAGCGAAGAGAGAGGCUAAGAAGAGAGCGAGUAAGAAAGAAGUUGUGAAGAAGGAAUAUAUUCCCUACAAGAAAAGGAUGGAGUUACUAAUGGGAGGUGGGAAAUCUCCACGAAGAUAUGAGGAGCAUCUUAAGUAUCCAACAGAUGAUGUAUGGAUCGCCAGGUAUUGGCGUAGGAAGAUGUAUAGCUUGAGAGAAACUAUCGCAAUGCACCGUGAAACACAUCAUGAGACUCAGUAUAAUGUUCCAGAUGCAUGUGUAAAUGUUUACAUGGAGCUCUACUUGAAUUUGGAUAAAAAGAAUCGCUAUAUGGAUCCAAUUGCAGAAGUUGUGAAUCUGCCCCAUACUUUUGAUUCAGGUCAGCAACGAAAUUUACUUGUCAUAUCUCGCAAACAAGAGGUAAUUGAUUAUGCCCGUCAAGCUGGAGCUGCCCUUGCCAUAGGUCCAGAAAUUAUCAAAAUGGCCCAGAAAGAUGAAGUAAAUUUGCAGGAAUUCAAUUAUGUCGUGAGUGAAGCGGACAUUUUGCCUGAACUUGUUGCAAUUCGUGGCUUGAUGAAGAGACAGUUUCCUAACACUAGAAAUGGUACAGCAGGCUCUGACCUUAUACCCAUCAUAGAUCGAUUUUUACAUGGCGUGGAAUACAAAUCUACUAAAGACAAAUACCACCAAGACUUUGGUACCAUUGAGGUUCCAUUUGGAAGGCUGAGUAUGACAGAUGAGCAGCUGGAAGAUAAUUUUGCCUGUCUAUUAAAAGCAAUAGACAGUAAGAAACCUAAGCAGAGAAAAUCAACUGACCUUUUAUCAUUGGUUCUUAUCCGUUCUCCCCCGAGUAAAGAACAUUUCAAAAUUAAUCAUGAGUUGUAUAUAGAAGGGAGCGCUGUGGAGGCAGAAGUAGCAGUUCAAUAAAUGGAUCAAGAUUUUUUACUGAAGAAUUUUGAUCUCCAAUAUAUGUAACUUUACUACAAUUUUUUUUAAUUGGAUAAUUUUACUAUGGAUGAUAGUACAUAAAUGUAUUUGAUAGUUAGUAUGCAUAACUGAAUCAUAAAAAUUUAGAAUGUGGUGAAUAUAUAAAUAAAGGCAAAAGCCACGAAGGAAAGUGAAAAAAAGGGGUACUGCAACUCCUUCUAACUCAAUGUCCAUUACUUAGCAAACUAAGUAAAAUACAUUGAGUUGAAAGGCCUCGCAGUACUCCUUCGUUUCACUUUCCUUUAUGGCUUUUGCUUUUAUUGAUUGUUAGUAUAUAUAUUUCAGAAUGUCUAACAAUGAAAUAUGAGUUUCCAUCAGUGUAUGUAAUGUUGUAAAUAAUACACUUUUAUUUAAAAGAAUU
Messenger RNA from Macrobrachium nipponense, 1431 nucleotides. RefSeq names its product large ribosomal subunit protein uL1-like (gene mRpL1). The record is from RefSeq and is a predicted model, not a curated record. NCBI's taxonomy places the organism in Eukaryota, Metazoa, Arthropoda, Malacostraca, Decapoda, Palaemonidae.